AUGUCCGUUUGCGUCGAGCAGUCCUUCCCCCCAGCCGACGACGACGCCAACGUCACGAACAACAACGUGCCCCGAGACCCUCGAGACCCUCGAGACCACCACCACCACCCCUCCACUAUCGAUAGAAGACAGUCGCGAGACGACUACAAUGCCAACGCCAACGCCACGGAAGAGUUAACCUCGAUUAUGACCGCCUCCGCCUCCAUCCUGACCACCAUCCUCAACACGGCUUCCAACCCCGUCUCCCCCGGCCCCUCCAGUCCUCCCCUUGACCAGGCCAAGAGCAAUGAUUUCGUGCCCCCGACUCGCCCGAGCAGCACUCCCUUUUUACAUCCCGACCAACGCAUCUCGGACUGCUGCACCCCCAUGGCCGAAGACGCCGAUGCCUACGGAGGCCCGGCCGUCGCCACCCCGACCUACUCCCUCGACCCUCCCGAAGCCUCGCCCACCCUGAACCUCAACGACCUCCCCGCCGAGAUCCACGAAUGUAUCCUCGACCACCUGUUCGGCUACCGCGUCUCCACCUCCUCCAAGAGCUCCGUCGGCAUGCAGAGCGUUACCAAGAGCUGGGGCACCGCCUUGCGACAUUCUCGCCGGAGGGAGUUGUCCGAGCUCGCCCUCGUGAGUCCCGUGUGGAGGAUCCUGAUCCAGGAGCGCCUCUAUCGUCACAUCAAGAUCAAGGCCACCAUCGAGUCCCUCGAGCUGGCCAUGGCCUACUUCGGCGAGCACGCCCACCUCCGCCGCUAUGUCAAGCACAUCGAGAUCUGGUUCCCCGUCUUCCAGCCCAAGUAUGGUCCACUGGCCUUGAGCACCACCCUCGCUCUCCCCACCGUCACCAUGGACGGCCUGACGAAUGCGACCUACACACUGCCCGCCAACAACUGCAGUCUCGAGGAGGCCUUCACAUUUGUCUUCCUCGCCCUUCCCGACGUCUGCGUGCUGACUAUUGAGGGCGGCGAGAGGAAGAAGGCGCCCAAGGUGCAGCACAGCUGGAACAGGCGUCCCGCCGGCUGGCAUUUGCCCACCCUCGAGUCGGUGCGCACCCUGGUCACUAGAGGACAGUGGAACCUGAUGCGCGACGACUCGGAUUUCGCGGCCGUCCUUGGUGCUUUGCCAAACUUGACCGAAUGGCACGGCUCCUACAGCAAGCCCAAGUCCAAGAGCUAUCUGAGCAUGGCCAGCAUCCUGCCCAAACUGCCCACAAACCUGACCUAUCUCAACCUCUGCCUCGAGAGCGACUACCGCAGGGAACUCGCCUGUCCGCCGUUUUACAUGAAGGUUUCCAACCAAGUCCACUUCUGCACGAGGCUGGCCGAGGCGACCCCGGCGCUCGAGCACCUGGCCUAUACCGGUCGCGUGUGCAAGAACUUCUUCAACAUGGCGGCCAUCAGAUCGGACCCGAGAACGACGCGCCUCAAGACGAUUGACCUCACCGUCAAGAACUGCUGCCGCCCCGUGCCCCAAUUUCACGAUUCGGGAAGCGGCAUUCAGGACAUGAACUUCAUCCACUCGUUCGAGAUGCUCGUGCUGGCAGGCAUUCACUCCAUGUCGACCCUCAAGGCUCUGGACUACCUGCGGAUUCGGUUUGUGGACUUGGACUCUCCCGUUCCUCCCCUGAACCCCUACUUUGUCUUGAGGGACGGCUGGUGCUCCGGUGUUUGGAGCGAUAACAUCCUGGCAGAGCUGAAUCGAGUACGGCCAAACGCAAAGUUUGAGCAGCUGAGCGAGUCAUUUGGAGAGGUCGGGUUCAACAAGGACGGGCGUAUGAUCAUUAGCCCUGAUUAUCCCCGAUCCCGAGUGUUGUCUCUCAAGCUGGCCAACUACGCUCUCCUCGCCGGCAGCGUCGCUGCUCUUCCCUAG
Colletotrichum higginsianum IMI 349063 is the source of this 1860-nucleotide messenger RNA. RefSeq lists its product as uncharacterized. The coding region runs from base 1 to 1860 and encodes 619 amino acids. Lineage: Eukaryota; Fungi; Ascomycota; Sordariomycetes; Glomerellales; Glomerellaceae. The record is from RefSeq and is a predicted model, not a curated record. The transcript has 2 exons.